This is a messenger RNA of Somion occarium, 536 nucleotides long. NCBI's taxonomy places the organism in Eukaryota, Fungi, Basidiomycota, Agaricomycetes, Polyporales, Cerrenaceae. The record is from the annotation of a GenBank genome assembly.
GAGCAUCGAAACAUUUCUCUGCAACCGCUCGAGGCUGUUCCAGUCAUCAACUGUCCUCUUCUCUCCGUUUCGCCGAGACCGAGGCAACCCUCGAUGACAAGUCAAAUACCUCCUUGUCCUCUCUACGUGCGCCUUCUGUCGACUUCUACGGCUGGGACGUGCGAAAAACAUUCCAAGUUUCAGGCAAUCAAGCGUAUUUUGACACUGGAAGCUGUCUACGCGUUCUUCGGAGGUUCUCUCAUCCUAUCUUAUCUUUCCACGGUCGGAACUUGUGAAGUUGGGUUUGGAUACCGGACAGUUGAUACGAAGUUCAUCUCCGUAUGCUAUUGUACCGAGCUUCCCCCGGUGACGAAAAUAGUAGACUUCGGUAUGCCGGUGAAGUUUGCAUUGCUCACAGUUUUAAGCGGUCGUGCAAACAAAGAGAUUAGAAUUCCUGGUCAGUAUUUGGAAUAUUUUUCUGUCAUUCGGUCGCCAUUAUGUUCUUCUAUACCUUUGCUUUAUUGACGCAUAUGAACGAGAACGUCAUUGAUAUUAGA